Messenger RNA from Tetrahymena thermophila SB210, 252 nucleotides. Its product is annotated as transmembrane protein, putative. The record is from RefSeq and is a predicted model, not a curated record. NCBI's taxonomy places the organism in Eukaryota, Ciliophora, Oligohymenophorea, Hymenostomatida, Tetrahymenidae. The transcript has 2 exons.
AUGAAAAUUUAAAAUUUUAUAUUACUAAUAUGUAAUUUCACUCUAUGCUAUGCCGCGUUACCUAUCAAUGUUGGUUAAUUUUGGUUUUAAAUUACUGAAGACCAAAGCAUUAUUUACCUUGACUCUGAUUAAAACCAAUGGGUAUAUAGUAGAUUAAAUUAAAAUGGUGAUAUUAUCCUUUCAAUUAAUCUCAAAUAUUUUAUGGGAAAAUCUGAUUUAAAUGACGAAUAUAUGAUUGAAGUAAAGGAUUGA